Acipenser ruthenus (sterlet) is the source of this 3573-nucleotide messenger RNA. Its product is annotated as WAP four-disulfide core domain protein 1-like. Gene Ontology annotation, molecular function: peptidase inhibitor activity. The coding region runs from base 322 to 966 and encodes 214 amino acids. Gene Ontology annotation, biological process: regulation of cell growth. The record is from RefSeq and is a predicted model, not a curated record. The transcript is spliced from 6 exons. Lineage: Eukaryota; Metazoa; Chordata; Actinopteri; Acipenseriformes; Acipenseridae. Gene Ontology annotation, cellular component: extracellular region.
UGGCCUUUUUGAAUGGAGUGUGCCAGAUGUGAGUAAUGCAGGGAGCUUGGAAGUCUAAAAAGUCUUUCUCUCUCUGUCUCUCUCUCUUUCUUUCUCUCUCUGUCUCUCUCUCUGUUAGACAGGCAUGUGAAGCACAUGCAGACUGAAUUAACUGACUACACCACCUGAACCAAGAACUGAAUCACACUCUUUCUCUCCGGCUCCUAUUUUCUUUCUUUUUGUUUUUCACAGUCGUCAUGUCAGACAGAUAAAUCAACACUCGGAUACAAUUACAGCUGAAGGGAUACACUCAGAAGUCUUGGGGAAUACUGUCUUUGAAGAAUGCAGAGCAGUCUAUCAAAGAAGCUACUGGUUUCAAGUCUUUGCAUACUGGUGCUAUGGUCAGGAGCUGGAAACAUGUGGAAAUUACGAAAAAGGGGUCUGCACCAAAAACCUGCAGAUAAAUACGAUGAUUACGAAUAUCCAAACCAGCCGCAGUCGGUGCAGUAUCAGAAGAACGACCGCUGCCCCCCGCCACCUCAAAUGCUGCCGGAGCGUGCCUGCGAGGUACCCAGCUGCAGGUCCGACUCUGAGUGUGAGCGACACAAGCGCUGCUGCUACAACGGCUGCAUCUACGCCUGCCUGGAGUCCGUGCAGCCACCUCCGGUUCUUGAUUGGCUCGUGCAGCCUAAACCCCGGUGGCUUGGAGGAAACGGGUGGCUAUUGGACGGCCCAGAAGAAGUGCUUCAGGCCGAAGCCUGCAGCACCACAGAGGAUGGGGACGAGCCCCUGCAAUGCCCCACGGGGUACGAGUGUCACAUCAUCAGCCCUGGGAACCCUGCAGCUGGGAUUCCCAACAGGGGGCAGUGCAUCAAGCAGCGCGGAAACUCAGAUGGACGCAGCUUACGACAUAAAUACUUUAAAGAUUACAAAGAUUAUCUGGGGUAUCCGAAAAUGAGGGUAAAACCACUCCAAGCAAAUGUCUAGAUCGCUCAGUUCCAGAGAACGCAUGAUAGCAAGGAACCAUCCUGCUGAAUACGGAAAAACGACAGCUCUUUUUACAGAGACUCACACAGCAAAGGGUUUUUAGAUCUGAAAAUACUAUCUUUAUACAUGAACUUGCAGGGAUCAACACAAGCACGUAGUAAACCGGAGUUAUUUACUUUUAGUAGCCUGGUAGAACUCUUCUCAGGAGUUUCUAGGUACCCCGAAGGGGGAGGGGAUGUAUGACAAUGAGUUUACAGUGCUUUCAGUUCUUAAGAAACACAAAUAAGCUAUUUUGAGUACAGUUUACUUGGGCUUUCAAGUCACCUUGGCCUUAAAGGGAGCAGAUUAUUUUGCUAUUUAGCAAUCAGUCUUCCUACCUCUGACUCAUAGUGAUAAGCUGUAUUCGCCAUCUCCCAUCAAAAUACAUGAGAUCUAACUAAAUGAAUAAUGCCACAACUUUUCUUAGUUUUUGUUCUUGCUGAAGCUAUAGGGAAUUUUAAUUGACUUUGAGCACAAGAAUACAGCACCCUCUCAUCACUUACAUUCAGAACUUUUUAAACAUUAAUUCAAAACAUGUAUUUUUUAAGUAACUAGUUAAUUGUAAUCAGAUUACAUAAAUGUAAUAUUGACAAGGACUUUUUCAGAGCCAAAAGUUAUGUAAAAUACUUAUGUAAGUUACUUCAGGUGGCAUUCUUUUUUUAUUUUACUAACUAGCAUAAAUACUAGUCAAUAAAAGUAACAGUAAAACUCACAUGAUAAAGGUUUCUUACUGUUUUUUAUUGUUAUUAUUGGCAAAAGUAUUAUGUAAUCAGUAAUAUGGUAUAUUACUUUAAUAAUGUAACAGGUUACUUUUUGGAGCCAGUAAUCAGUACUAUAUUUCAAAUUAAUAUAAACUAACCUGAUUUAACCCUUGCAUUGUGCAAGGUAUACUGGGCAAUCAACAAAGUGAUACAGACCUUUUUUUAAAAGUUUUAUUUCAGAUUAUUAUUUUUUUAGUAUAAUGUGCUCUCAUUAUUUUUCAUUUCGUGUUUCUCUUUUUAAAAAAUUGUUUAUUCAAAUUUGGACAAAACAACAACAAAAAAAGAUAAGGAUUAAUUUGGGGUUUGACCAAGUUCAGUUUUGCUGUUUCAGUGUUAGUAGUAUGAAACACAGGGUUAACUUUUUUUGGUGCACAUGAAAAUUUCAAAAUGAUAAAGCAAAUCAUUUUGAGGUAAUUUUCAAACACAGUUCAAAUUCGUUUUUAGUGCCUUUUUUGGUUGCAAAGACAUUCCAAAAUGUUUUAUGCUCUAUAUGUACCUGAAUUGACAUGGUAGCCAAUGCCUUGCAAUGCUUCAUCCUGUCAACAUUUCAGUUGUUUAAUGUUUAGUUCAACAAGGGCUCUUUGGAAAAGCUCAUUUAUACUCUAUACUCUGCACAAGCAUCUUCAAAUAAGAAGAGCUGUCAUACUCCACCCAUCUGUUUAUGAAGAUUAAACGGUGUGACUGCGUACACAAGAGGAAAUUAAAUUCAGACAGUUCUACUUUUUCUUAAUUCUACACAGAACAGUCCUGAGAGACCGUGUUCCUAUUAGAGUUACUUAGAACUCAACGGAAACCAAGUCAAUGUAAUGCUAAUAGAAACUAUGAAACAUGUGUUGCCUCUCUCUCAUCAGUCACUUUGAUGUAAGAAAUGUAUUAUAUUUAAUCAUGCCAUAGGAAAAAAAAAAAGGUUCCACAGAACUAAUGAAAGAGGACUGUAUUCUUCAUAGUUCUCAGAAGUGACAAUGGGUAUAAAGUCCUUUUAAACUGCCUUUUUUUUUUACCAACCAACAUUUUUAUAGUUAAUAAGGCAGAAGUUAAACAAUAAUCCUAAAAAGAUUUCUUACCUGUGAACUACAUAACUAACGGAUAACCUUGAAUACAGUGCUAUUAGUAAAAACGUUGUUUUAAUACUCAUUCCAUACCUCAAAAAAAAAAAAAAACACAUGGUGCUAGAUACUUGGGAAUUUUUAUUUCCAGAUUUUAAAAUUAGUACAAAUAUUUGAGGGAAAUUGUUUUAGGCAGCUGGCAUAUUAUAAAUCUUAAUUAAAAUUCACCACCACAGCAGAGAAGGGCCAAUGCCAGUGAUCACAGAUUGUGUUGCAACUUAAGAGCACGACUGUGCUUUGGGUGCUGUAUUGGGGCUUUGAAGGCCUCUGGUGCUUGUAUAUUGUGAUCGUAUCAGAGGUUUUUGUAUUUUAGUUUUUACAUAGAUAAUCGGUUAAGGUCAAAUCCUCAUUCGGUGCUGAAUCAUUCAAAUAUCACAGAUAGGAUUACCAUAUCUGUUUCUGAACUACAUCAUCCACCUUUAUGGCUCUUAAAGCACUCGAAGGCAAAACGCUAUAAUAUACAGAGUGGUAUAGCAGCAUUGUUCUGCAGUUACAAAAUUAACUGUUUCCAUCUGUGAAGAUAGAAAUAUAUAUUAAAACCAACAAAUGACGGUUUGACCUUGAUAGACACACUAUAUACAUGUGUCCAGUGUUGCUGUUAAACUAUUACAAAGUAGAUUUAAAUCUGUGUAUUUUAAAGUGUGCCACGGGUGCUGUAUGUAUGAUGCAAAGGUAUUUUAAAUAAAUGUACAGAUCACAAA